UCCAAGUCUCAAGCGUACGUAAGUCGCGAGCAGAUGGGCGCCGCUCUCGUUCCUCUCCUCGUCUACGUAGUGCUCGUGGUGGUGGCGGCGGCGCGUGCCCCGGCGGCGUCCGCGGCGCCGCGGGCCUUCUUCGUCUUCGGCGACUCCCUCGUCGACAACGGCAACAACAACUACCUCCUCACCACCGCGCGCGCCGACGCGCCGCCCUACGGCAUCGACUUCCCGUCGCACCGCGCCACGGGCCGCUUCUCCAACGGCCUCAACAUCCCCGACAUCAUCAGUGAGCACCUCGGGGCGGAGCCUGCGCUGCCGUACCUGAGCCCGGAGCUCCGAGGGGCGAAGCUGCUCGUGGGCGCCAACUUCGCGUCGGCCGGCGUCGGGAUCCUCAACGACACGGGAGUGCAGUUUGUGAACAUAAUUAGGAUGGGGGAUCAGCUGCGUUACUUCGGGGAGUACCAGCGCAAGCUGAGGGCCUUCGCCGGCGAGGAGCAGGCGGCGAGGCUCGUCAACGGCGCGCUCGUGCUCAUCACGCUGGGAGGCAACGACUUCGUCAACAACUACUACCUGGUGCCCAUGUCCAUGAGGUCUCGCCAGUACGCUCUCCCGGACUACGUAAGCUUCAUCAUCUCCGAGUACAGGAAAAUCCUCGCGAGGCUGUACGAGCUGGGGGCGCGGCGCGUGAUCGUGACGGGGACAGGGCCGCUGGGGUGCGUGCCGGCGGAGCUGGCGCAGCACAGCAGCAACGGCGAGUGCGCGGCGGAGCUGAACCGCGCCGUGGACCUCUUCAACCCGCAGCUGGUGGACAUGGUGCGCGGCCUCAACCGCGACGCCGGCGCCGACGUCUUCGUCUCCGCCAACGCCUACCGCGCCAACUUCGACUACCUCACCAACCCGCAGAGCUACGGGUUCACGAACGUGAAGGUGGCGUGCUGUGGGCAGGGGCCGUACAACGGGAUCGGUCUGUGCACGGCGGCGUCCAACGUGUGCGCCAACCGGGAGGUGUUCGCCUUCUGGGACGCCUUCCACCCCACAGAGCGGGCCAACCGGAUCAUCGUCGGCCAGUUCAUGCAUGGGUCCACCGACUACAUGCACCCCAUGAACCUCAGCACCAUACUCGCCAUGGACCAGCUGCAGGCGGGUUCUCUUUAGCUAAUUACCACUGCUAUGUAUUAUUAAUCCUCCUGAUCGAUCGAUGUCACGUGUACUUGGCUAGAAGUAGUUUGCUCCUAGGGCAGGGUGUGUGCAUGUGCGUUUACAGGAGCCAGUGUAUUUGUGUAUGUGCUGUGUUUAAAAAAGAUAGCUGGCCAAGUAAGAGCAUAAUGUUUCAGUGCCUUUUUGUACUGCGUACAAAUGACACGGAUAUGAUGCAACAGUCAAAAUAAUGCAUUCAGUGCUAUUUUUCUGUU
This is a messenger RNA of Triticum dicoccoides, 1406 nucleotides long. RefSeq names its product GDSL esterase/lipase At5g33370-like. Gene Ontology annotation, molecular function: hydrolase activity, acting on ester bonds. Lineage: Eukaryota; Viridiplantae; Streptophyta; Magnoliopsida; Poales; Poaceae. The coding region runs from base 34 to 1149 and encodes 371 amino acids. The record is from RefSeq and is a predicted model, not a curated record. The transcript is spliced from 5 exons.